This is a messenger RNA of Marasmius oreades (fairy-ring Marasmius), 840 nucleotides long. RefSeq lists its product as uncharacterized. The coding region runs from base 15 to 737 and encodes 240 amino acids. Lineage: Eukaryota; Fungi; Basidiomycota; Agaricomycetes; Agaricales; Marasmiaceae. The transcript has 7 exons. The record is from RefSeq and is a predicted model, not a curated record.
GCGCUCUUGCGGUCAUGAUGAACCACAGUGGCCUCACGUACAGGCCCUUUCUUCGCCGCUCAUUCUCACUGAAUCGUCCUGCAAAUCGUUUACUUCUCUAUGGUGCAUCAACCCCCAACGGCAAAAAACCAGCAAUCUUUCUGGAGGAGCUCCGUGCUGCGUACGGUCUCGAAUAUGAGAAAUACAAGAUAGAACUCUCGAAAAACGUCCAAAAAGAACCAUGGUACAUCAAAUUGAACCACAAUGGCCGCAUCCCCACCCUUGUCGACGGUUUGAGGAAUAAUUUUACAGUGUUCGAGUCGAUGGCUAUUCUGCUCUAUUUGGCCAAUCAUUAUGACAAGGACCGCAAAUUUUCAUUCGACCCCUCUUCCCAGGCUAAUGAGUACAGCGAGGCAGUACAGUGGAUGGCUUGGGCUCACGGAGGACUCGGACCAAUGUCAGGACAGGCUAGUCACUUUAGGAAUGCCGCUCCGGAAAAGUUGCCAUAUGCUAUAGAACGGUACAUGGAUGAAAUGAAGAGACUGUACGGUGUCCUCGAAAUACGACUUGCCCAGCGAGACUGGCUUGCAGGACCUGGAAGAGGGACCUAUUCCAUCGCAGACGUGAAUGCUUGGCCAUGGGCUGCAGGACAUCCCUUCGCUGGCUUUGACUCUUUCGAUGAGUGGCCGAACUUGCAGAAAUGGUUCAAUAGAGUUUCCGAGAGAUCACAAGUUCAAUCAGGACUCCAAGUGUUUUGACAAGGCGGUGAACAAGUUCUCAUUAAUAGACCAUGCACCUCUCCUGUUUCAUAACCACGCGUAGAUUUUCGAUUGCUAAUGUAGUAUGCUACAAUUGUACUUU